Messenger RNA from Adineta steineri, 1959 nucleotides. The record is from the annotation of a GenBank genome assembly. Lineage: Eukaryota; Metazoa; Rotifera; Eurotatoria; Adinetida; Adinetidae.
AUGUUAUCGCGUUUUGAUUUUAAUCUUCUUUCUGCAAUUCUUAAUGAAUGGGAGACUAGUAUAACUAUUUCUGAAUGUUUUUCUAGUUGGCAAAAGUGUGUUUCUAAGAGUGUGAAUUGUAAUACAUUUUCUUGUUCUAAUUCAUUACAUAUUCUAUCUUUCAACGUUCGUGGUUUAACAUUAAGAUGGCAAGAAGUUAUUUUACUUCUAUCUUCUUUGAAAUUGGAUGUUCUUAUUCUUUUAGAAACCGGUCCUCUUGAUUCGUCUUUUUUUGAGAAAAUUUGCAAUGACUUUCAAAUCUUUGCUCAACGUGGUGAAAAUAAGAACGGAGGCGUUCUUAUAUUAGUUAAGAAUUUUGUAAAAGUUUCACGAAUUAAAUGUAACAUACCUAAUGUUUGUGUUUUGGAUAUAUUUGGAGUAGAAACUGUUCGUUUAAUAGGUGUAUAUGCACCGACAAGUAAAUCUUGGAAUUGGCCAGAUUUGUCUCCAUAUGUAGCCAAAAAAUGUGUAUUUUUUGGUGAUUUUAAUGUAGAUCUAUGUCAAGAUAUUCAAAAAGCAGAAUCUCUUUUAUCUUGGGCUGAUGAACAUUUUCUUGCUCCUUUUACUACUGGUAUGCCAACUUCUCUACGUUCUGAACGAGAAGUCGACUAUGCUUUUGCAAGUAAUAUUAAUAUUACUAUUCAAGCUUAUAGUGGUAAGACUACAAGUGAUCAUGUGCCGAUCUUAUCGGUUAUUCCAUUAAAAAUAGAACAAAAUAAUGUAGGAAAAAAUGUUCAUUGGAAGGUUUUUUCUCUUUUUACUGAAUAUACUUUCUCUUUUUGGGAAGGAUUAUGGAACUUUAAUAAUCUUGAUAUUUUAUAUAAUGAUUACACAAAGUUUUUAUUUCUUCUUUCUGCUCGUUGUACGAUUGUUUUUCCUAUUGAAAAAUAUCGUCCAGCUAUUCCAGUUGAAAUCCGUUCUUUUCUUUCAUUUAUCAGAGCGCUUUCCUUUCGACAAAUGCGAACAAAAUGUAGUGAACUAAGAAAUGAGGUUAAUUGUUUGAGAAAAAUAGCUAAGCAAGAAUUAAAAAAUUUCUUUUCUUCUAAUCUUUCGUCUGUUCUUCAUUUUCGAAAUUCUUCUUCACCUGCAGGUAAUUUCUUUUGGUCUAGAACAAAGAAACAUCUUAAACCUUCUUCUUCUUCUGUUCAUGCUCUUAUUGAUUCUUCAGGUAAAGCUAAUAAAGAUCCGGUAUCGAUGUGUACAGUUGCAGCUGACUACUAUGAAAAUUUUUUUCGUAAAUCUGAGAUCAUUAGACCUCAUCCUUAUACUGAUUCUCCUUUUUUACAUCAUGAAAAUGUAGAUGAAUUAAUUCCGGAGGUUACUUUGGAAGAGUUGAUUUACACUGUACAGGUUAAACGAAAAAAGAAAUCAGUUGAUGCACAUGGUAUAUGUAAUUAUAUGUUUAAUUUUCUUGAUUUAACUCAUUGGUCGUUGUUUCUUAAACUCUUCAAUCAUUCUUUCCUAGAUACAGUUCUUCCAGAUGCUUGGAAAGAAACUAGAAUGAUUUUGAUUGCUAAAAAAGAAUCUAUAUGUUCUCCUGCUUUAACACGUCCGAUUUCACUAAUUGAUUCUUUUCUUAAGAUUGGUGAGAGAUUAUUUCUCAAUAGAUUUCGUGAUGUUCUGUUACGUAAAGGUUUACUUCCAGAUAAUCAAUCUGGUUUUCGUGAUGGUUUUCGUCUUCAAACUAGAUUAUUAUUAUUUCUGGAGGAUGUUUACAGUUUAAUGUCUAAUAGUGCACCUGUUUGUACUAUCUUUAUAGAUUUUGGUUCCGCGUUUGAUCAGUUGUGGCAUAGUGGUUGUAUCGGAAAACUUUUUAGGCUCGGUAUACCUCGUUCUUAUAUAUUAUGGAUUGACGCUUGGCUUCGACGUCGACGAUGUUAUAUUGAAAUUAAGGGUCAUAAAUCUCGUUAUUUUAAUAUU